AUGGACCUGAUGAAUUAUGAGUUCAAUACAUACUGCUUAGCAGAAAGACGGGUAUUCCUCGCUCAUUAUCAGAUAAUCACUUAUUCAGAAAUCUCGUGUGGGGCUAGUUGUAUGGAUUUCUCAUCUCAUGGGAAACCCUUUUCGCUACGCUUAGCCCUAUCCCCUGCUAGGGGUAUUUUAGUGAUAGGUUCGAUAGGAACUGGACGAUUCUAUUUGCUCAAAUAUCUAACGAUAACCACCUAUGUUCCUUUUAUUACAGUAUUUGUAAACAAGUUCCUGGAUAACUUUCCUAAGGGUUUUGAUAGUGAUGAUAGUGAGGAUGUCAUAUUUGGUGAAAGAGAGGGUACCAUUUACAGUCUUUUACCUAAUAACGAGGGUAGUUACUAUAAUUCUGAGAAUUAUGAAAGGGAUGAUAGUUACGAUCUCGACCGUAAGCUUGAUAGCCAGGUUAAGUUUCUAAGUAUGGAGGAUCCGGUGUCUAGCAAUCUGAUGGAAAUAGACUGGUUUUGUCUCACGCUUCAAUUCAAAUUAGAAAAAGCAAUGUCUCCUUGCAUAAUUUGGAUUCCAAACAUUCAUGAUCUGGAUAGGAAUGAGUCGAAUGACUUAUUGCUGGGUAUAUUAGUGAACUCUCUUUCCAGCGAUUCAGAAAAAGUCGCUCAAGAUCUUUGUCUCUACCCGGACCUAAUGAAAAAAAAUGAUGGGAUCACUUCUUAUAGACUCCUUGAGAAUGAUUAUGAUCUAGUUCAUGGUGUAACACGGUGGGAGAACUGA
Molecule: messenger RNA, 771 nt
Organism: Vicia faba (fava bean)
Lineage: Eukaryota; Viridiplantae; Streptophyta; Magnoliopsida; Fabales; Fabaceae
Source: the annotation of a GenBank genome assembly